UUUUAAAAGUCAUUGCAAGCAAGCCCCUUUCUUCUCCCUCUUGUCUUCUCCCCUCUCUUCAAAGUUGAUCAGACAAGUAGGAAAUCGCAAUUGCAAUUUUGGAAGGGAGGAAUGGCUUCGUGGAAUUCGAUUCCGCUGGAAAUCACAUACGAAGUUCUGGGAUGGGCGGCGUUCAUAAGUUGGUCCAUCAGCUUCUACCCACAAGUCAUCUUGAAUUUCCGGAGGAAAAGUGUUGUGGGGUUGAACUUCGAUUUUGUGGUGCUGAAUUUAACAAAGCACUCCUCCUAUCUCAUCUACAAUGCCACUCUCUACUUCAGCUCCGCCGUUCAAAAGCAGUACUUCGAGAAGUACGGCUUAGGACAGAUGAUACCUGUUGCAGCAAACGAUGUUGCUUUCUCAAUUCAUGCUGUUUUACUGACAGCAAUUACCCUGUACCAAAUUGCAAUCUAUGAACGUGGAAAUCAGAAGGUCUCCAAGAUUUCCAUUGGAAUUGUUGCUGCCGUGUGGUUAGGUGCUGCAGUUUGUGUUUUCUUAGCUUUGCCAAGUCAUUCUUGGCUUUGGUUGAUUUCCAUUUUCAACUCGAUUCAAGUUUUUAUGACAGUCAUCAAAUAUAUUCCCCAGGCGGUCAUGAACUUCCUGCGAAAGAGCACAGAUGGAUUCAGUAUUGGUAACAUUUUACUUGAUUUUUCCGGAGGAGUGGCAAAUUAUGCACAAAUGGCUGUGCAAUCUAUAGAUCAAGGUUCUUGGGUGAACUUUUAUGGAAAUAUAGGGAAGACACUGCUGUCUUUGAUAUCUAUAUUCUUUGACCUUCUAUUCAUGGGUCAACAUUACGUGCUGUAUCGUGGCAAGAGAGCAGUGAUCACCCCUAAAAUCAUCAGCAAGGAGAGCGCGGAGCCGCUAGUCAAGUCAUCUGAUGACCCAGUUUCGGAAAAUGUAUAAAGCUUUUGGCUUGGCUCUCAAGAUGUAUGAUAGAUAUUAGCUUACAUCGUCGGUGUAAGAAUUAGCAAACUUAUUGGGUUUCUGCAGAUUAUUUUACCUACAAGCAUGUUGUAUCACAUUGUGUACAGGAAAAAGAAGAAGGAAAAAACAUUUAUUUGGAGCAUUAAAAGUAGGCAACAGUGUAUGAAGAACAUUAUGCAAUUGAAGUGUAUGUUUGCAUAACACUUUUACUAGAGGAUCCGUAAGAAAUAAAAAGAGAGGUUUUUACA
Prunus mume (Japanese apricot) is the source of this 1208-nucleotide messenger RNA. Its product is annotated as cystinosin homolog. Gene Ontology annotation, cellular component: vacuolar membrane. Gene Ontology annotation, biological process: L-cystine transport. Lineage: Eukaryota; Viridiplantae; Streptophyta; Magnoliopsida; Rosales; Rosaceae. Gene Ontology annotation, molecular function: L-cystine transmembrane transporter activity. The record is from RefSeq and is a predicted model, not a curated record.